This is a messenger RNA of Pseudoliparis swirei, 4931 nucleotides long. RefSeq names its product testis-expressed protein 2-like. Lineage: Eukaryota; Metazoa; Chordata; Actinopteri; Perciformes; Liparidae. Gene Ontology annotation, cellular component: endoplasmic reticulum. The record is from RefSeq and is a predicted model, not a curated record. The transcript has 13 exons. Gene Ontology annotation, molecular function: lipid binding. The coding region runs from base 255 to 3326 and encodes 1023 amino acids.
CCGUAGACACAGCUCGGGACGCGGAACUGAGACGUGACCGCUCCGUUACCGCUCCGUUACCGCGUUGUGCAAGAGGACGGACUCCUUCUGGGAAGUUCAUUUUGUUUGUGUUGUAUCCAGAUAAAUACAAAUGUCCCCGCGACAAGAAGCCCCCUGAGCAUCGCGGACAUGUGAAACCAGACUCUGCCGAUGCAAGUCCCGGGCUGGAUUGAAUGGCACUGAGGAUACAAGACUGACUCAGGGGCAGCGCUGCGAUGACCAGCCAUGCAGAGAGCGCUCGCUCCGCGGCCCGGCGGCCGCCCGCCGCGUCGCCCAAGCUCCACGUCCUGCGGUCGCCGUCGAAGGAGAGCGUCGCCGUCCGCUUCUUGGCCCUCGGGAAGGAGGACGAAGACGAGGAGGACGAGGAAGAGGAGGAAGAGCUGUGCACGACGAGCGUCGUGACGGCCUCGGAGGCGAGCGAGGAGGCGGUCGGGGUCGGCGAGCGGAGGGUCCCGACCUCGAACUCGUCUCCCACGAAGUCGUCGAGCUUUCCCUCCGGCGACAAACCCUUCCUCAGCCUCCUGAAGUCCUUCUCCUCCGACGCCGAGUCUCGCGACGGGACCGCCCCCUCCAUCCGGCACCGGCACCUGAAGAGCCUCGUCAAAUCUCUCUCUUCCGACGGCUCCCAGGACUCUUCCUCCGUAUCCUAUCGGUUCCCAGAAUCCCGCCUCAACCUGCAGCUCUUCAAGCAGUUCACCCAGUCCAGGACGGCGUCCGCCGCCAGCGACUCUAAGACCGCCCCGUCGUCCCCGCUGACGUCCCACGAGAACCGCGGCUUCUUCAACGUCUCGGAGGUGGAGGCGCGGAUCGAGGACACCAGGCGGCGUCUCUCCGAGGCCAUCGCCGAGCCGCUGCAGCUGCUGACCAAGAUGAUCGACGACAAGAAGAACGGCGGCGCCCACCGGCCCAAGUCGCUCUCGGCGAGCGCCGCGGAGCUCUCCGUCCACGGCCACCCGGAGAGCAACAACAACGACUGCAUCGAGGAGGAGGAGGAGGACGGCGGCGCGGCGGAGUCGCCCGGCGACGCCAAGAGCCCCGACAGAUCCUCGCUGCUGCACUCGUGCUCCAUGUCGGCGCUCGCCAAGCAAGAGUACGACGACUUCUGCAUCCUGUACAGCGAGGACUUCGAGACCGGCGCCGAGGCGGACGGCGCCGGCAGAACCGAUGAUGCGGGAAGUCGAGCGCCGCCGGCCGGCGGUCCUGAACCCGUCCGGGAAGAGGCCUCCGGCGGCCCGGAGCCGGCGCCGAGCGUCCCCCUCCGCACGCUGCUGCUCCUCACCGGGCUGGUCUACGGGUGUUUGGUGUUGCCGCUGCCCAGCUACGUGGGCGGCGUGCUGCUCGGCGUGGGACUCGGCUUCCUGCUGGCCAUCGGCGCCGUGUGGCUGUCGGGACCCAGACCCUCCGGCGGCUCUUUGAGGCGGUCCAGACUCCACCGGGAUCUGACCCGGCUGGACAUCAAGGAGCCGGAGAUCUACAAGGGCUGGAUGAAUGAAAUAUCGAACUACGACCCCGAGACGUACCACGCCACGCUGACCCACUCCGUGUACGUCCGGUUGGAGGGCUCCAUCAUCCGCCUGAGUAAACCCAACCACAACGUCGCUCGCAGCGCGACGCACAAUGAAGCAAAACCCGACGUCACAUACAUCAGUCAGAAGAUCUAUGAUCUCACCAACAGCAAAGUAUGUAUAGCGCCUCUCAGCCUGGCCAGGAAACGCGUAUGGAAUAAAAAAUACCCCAUAUGCAUCGAACUCGGCCGACAGGAUGACUUCAUGUCGAAGGCCGAGGGCGACACGUGGGAGGCCGGCGAGAGCUCGGACCCCCGGGACCGAGGAGAGGCCUCGGGAGGGGUCAGCAGAGAGCUGACCCUCUAUCUGUUCGGGAGGACUGGGAGGGAGAAGGAAGACUGGUUCCAGAGGUUUCUAUCGGCUUCCAAGCUGAAGGCGGACUUGAGGAAAGCUUCAUUUGCUGCUGGGACAAAGACGGCUCCGAGCUGUCACAGUCGCAGAAGCAGCCGUGGCAGUCUGGACGAGGCGUCGGCCUCUCAGUCCAGGUUAAAGGAUGCCUCGGUGCCAGGGGGCGGGGCCAGAACCAGACCGCUGUUGGACUACAACGUCUACAUGGCCUCCUUACUGCCAACGCAGGCGGUGGUCAGCCCGGCCGCCCCCAGCCCUCCUCUCCAGAGUCCUCAGAGCAGCCCCGGGGCGGACAAGAAGCUUCAGAGCACAACCUCAGCUCAGCCACCACCCAGGGAUGAGGAGGAGGAGAAGAAGAAGGAGGAAGAAGAAGAGGAAGAAGAGGAGGAAGAGGAGGUGGAGGACGCUGUUGCCUGGCUUAACGCGGCUCUCGGCCGGAUCCUCUGGGACUUCUUGGGCGAGCCCUACUGGGCGGAGCUGGUCUCCAAGAAGAUCCAGAUGAAGCUCAGCAAGAUACGGCUGCCGUACUUCAUGAACGAGCUCACGCUCACGGAGCUGGACAUGGGCGCCGCCACGCCCCGAAUCCUGGGGGCCUCCAAACCCUCCAUCGACUACAGAGGUCUGUGGUUCGAUCUGGAGAUCUGCUACAGCGGCUCCUUCCUGAUGACCCUGGAGACCAAGAUGAACCUCAUCCGUCUGGGCAAGGAGGGCGACGGCGUCCGCGUGGGCGAGCCGGGCAAAGACGGGUACAGGCCACGGACGUACUGCCUGGCCGACAGCGAUGAAGAGUCGUCCAGCGCCGGCUCCUCCGAUGAGGAAGACUCCUCGGAUCUCUCCAACGACGCGACGGGAGCCGAGGGUUUGGUCGGAGGCCACAAACCCAGCAAGAUCAUGCGCUUCGUGGACAAGAUCACCAAGUCCAAGUACUUCCUGAAGGCCACGGAGACGGAGUUCAUCAAGAAGAAGAUGGAGGAGGUGUCCAACACGCCGCUCCUGCUCACGGUGGAGGUGCAGGAGCUCCGAGGAACGCUGGCCGUCAACAUCCCGCCGCCGCCCACCGACAGGAUAUGGUACGGCUUCAGGAAGCCGCCUCACCUGGAGCUGAAGGCGCGGCCUAAACUGGGGGAAAGAGAAGUGACUCUCGCUCACGUCACCGACUGGAUCGAGAAGAAACUGGACCAGGAAUUCCAGAAAAUCUUUGUCAUGCCAAACAUGGACGAUUUAUGGCUGACCGUCAUGCAUCCUGCCCUGGACCCGCGCACCGCCGGCGGACCCCCCCUCCUCCCCCCCGCCCCCCCCUCCUCCUCCGGUGGCCUCGCGGCGGACCCGGAUGACCCCGCCCCCCCGGAGAAGGACGGCGCCGGCCAAACAUGAAGAGUGUUUACAGUAUUUACAACUUUGAGCCACAGUCAAAAAGAUCACACGCUAAUGCCCCCCCCCCCGGAGGAAACCUCGUGAAUGUGAGGAAGACGAGGAAACACUAAAGGUGAUCUGUUGCUUGCUGCCAGAAGAAGAAGAAAAGGUGAUUUUGACUUUGAAGGAUCUGAGUAAGUAACUCUAAUGAAGAGGCUCCACAUGUGAAGGCUCACAGGUACAAGAAUACACAAGUACACGAAUACACAAGUACACAAAUACACAAGUACAUGAAGUCCUCUGCACAUGUCGACAUGGCAGCUUUACCACAAAACUCUUUUUUUAUUCUAGAAAUACAAGUUUUACAAUACGAUGAGUUUCAUUUCUGAAUGAUUUAGUGAGUUUCCCUCGAUGAGAAGAACAUGAAGCGUCAUCGGGUUGAUAAAAGUGAAGAUGAAGUGUCGUCGGGUUGAUAAAAGUGAAGAUGAAGUGUCGUCGGGUUAAUAAAAGUACACGAGAGAAGAGACCAAUACUCGAUGUUCGGUUUAAUUCAGCGCGUACACAUUUAACCCGACGUCGGCAGUUUCUCCUCCGGUGUUAACGGUGUUCAUUUGUGCCUGAACGCCUCCCUUUAUAUGCCAAUGAUGCCCUUCAUGCAGCACACACACACACACACACACGCCAUCUCGCUGUCGCACACUGUGUACAUUCCAUCUGAUGACGCUGAUGAAAUCGGCCUCUACAUCCUCUUGUCUCAUGAGGAGCUCCAGUCCUCUGACGGGUCUCUUGAAUGUUUGCGUGGACAGUUUUUCGGUUCCUCUUGUUAUUUUAUGACGAUAGUUUUUUCGCAUUUUGACUGCGGGAUGCAAAUUAUUGCAUGACAUCAUUUUUUGUCAUGUUUUCUUUUGAUAAACACUAUCAUCUCGCAUAUCUUUUCUUUUUUUUCCUCCGUGCGACGGUACCAAGCGGCGUAUUUAUUCCUGCGUCGCUUCACCGCAUUAACGUUGAUGAUGAUAUUGAUUUGAGCUGCGAUGCGUGAGCCUGCUCCAGCUCCACGGUGUGUGCAGCGGUGGCAGCACAGGUACGUGGAACGUACCCCUGCAGGUGGAAGUACCUGUCUAACAGUGUCAUGUUUCUGAUUAAACCAAAGUCCUUUGAUUAGGCCGACUGUGCCACAUUUCUCGCUGCUCAAAUGUACACGACCCUGUAUUGAUUCUAGCGUCUCUGAGGAGAUAUUUACAAACGCCUGCAUUAACGUUGUUUACAGGAAGUCUCGCCUUGUUGGCGUCUUCCGCUCAACCGGAGCGCCGACACGCCAGAUGGAUUUACUUCUGUGUGAUCGUGUUUCCCUCUUAUGCUUUGUUGUUAAGUAUUUGUUUGUGGAACGACUUCACGAGGUGGGUUAUGGUUAUAUUUAGUGUUGUCGACAUCUUUGGAAUAAACUAAAUGAAAGUACGAUUUAUUAUUUUUUUGGAGGAUAUAUGAAGACAGUCAGGAUUUGUAUCUGUGAAUUAUUCUUGUUGACUUUUUAAGAUGAUGACAUUUUAUGGGCCAAAUUCAGUGAUUAGCCGAUGUGUAUCUGCCUUAUUUAUAGAGCAAAAAUAAAAGCAAAAGUUGAUGAAAACC